Molecule: messenger RNA, 549 nt
Organism: Carlito syrichta (Philippine tarsier)
Lineage: Eukaryota; Metazoa; Chordata; Mammalia; Primates; Tarsiidae
Product: coiled-coil domain-containing protein 146-like
Exons: 3
Cellular component (GO): cytoskeleton
Source: RefSeq, a predicted model, not a curated record
AUGACUGCUCUGGUGACAGACCUUAAAAGAAAAGGGAGAAAUGAAGCAGGUACUAAUAAUGACUCCAAAAACCAGCUCACCAGCACCAAAGUUGGCAAACCCAGAUCAGUUCCAGGAGGUUUGUCAGGAUGGGGAGAAAUGGAAAAGAAAAAAGUUGUCUUAGAACAUGAAGUCAAAAAUCUAAAUGACUCCCUAAAGAAAAUUGAAACCAAAGUUAGUGCUAUCAUGGAAGAGAAGGAAGAUGUAAUAAAGGAAGUUGAAGGUAAACGAGCCUUACUUGAAGUCAAAGAACGAGAAUAUAACCAACUGGUCAAGCUAUUGGAAUUAACCAAAGAGAAUGAAGCAACUUCACUAGCUGAAAGAGGAAUCUUAGAUCUCAAUUUACGAAACAGUCUCAUUGACAAGCAGAACUACCAUGAUGAACUUUCUCGUAAGCAAAGAGAGAAAGAACGAGAUUUUCGAAAUUUAAAAAAGAUGGAGCUACUCUUGAAGGUGUCCUGGGAUGCACUCACUCAAACUCAAGCGAUGCAUCAAAGGCUGCUAUUAGAG